Molecule: messenger RNA, 1671 nt
Organism: Aspergillus candidus
Lineage: Eukaryota; Fungi; Ascomycota; Eurotiomycetes; Eurotiales; Aspergillaceae
Product: inositol phosphosphingolipid phospholipase
Exons: 2
Coding region: 155-1591 (478 amino acids)
Cellular component (GO): cytoplasm
Molecular function (GO): sphingomyelin phosphodiesterase activity
Source: RefSeq, a predicted model, not a curated record
GCCAACCCCUGUAUAGAUGACAUCAUGUCAUGUGAUCCGUUUGCACCGUUUGUCUCGACUCCUGACCAGGACAGCUUCGGCUUCAUCUCCAUACCAACAACCGUUACGGACCUGACACUCAACCAUGCCCUCGCACCCGCGAUAAUACGCCAUUAUGUCGUCUCUGUCUUCAGCCUCGUCCGGCGCAGCUCCCUCCACCCCUACCCACAUCCGCAUCUUCACCCUCAACUGCUGGGGCCUGAAGUUCCUCGCCAAACACCGCAAUGAGCGCCUCUCCGAGAUAGGGCGCCAGAUCGCCCUGAUCUCCCCACCGCCCGACAUCGUCGGCUUGCAAGAAUGCUGGACACAGCAGGACUACGACGCCAUCCGGCACGCGACCCGCGACAUCCUCCCCCACGGCAAAUUCUACUACGGCGGCAUGAUGGGCGCCGGGUUGGCCAUCCUCUCGCGCUUCCCCAUUGAAGACUCCAGCAUGUUCGGCUACCCCCUCAACGGCCGCCCGACGGCCUUCUUCCGCGGCGACUGGUUCGUCGGAAAGGGCGUCGCUUGCGCCACCGUCCGCUUCGGUCCCCGUCCCCGCGAUGUCGCCGCGGUCUUCUGCACCCACCUCCACGCCCCCUACGAGCGCGAACCCCACGACAGCUACCUCUGCCACCGCACCGCCCAGGCCUGGGAGAUUGCCAAGCUAAUGCGCGCCGCCGCCGAGCGAGGCCACCUCGUCGUCGCCCUCGGCGACUUCAACAUGCUGCCCUCGUCGUUCGCCCACGCCCUUAUCCGCGGCCGCAGCCCCGUCCGUGACGCCUGGCAGAUCAUCUACCCCGAUUCGUCCGUCGGACCGGCCGACCACCCCGAGGAGAAACGCCGUAAUCGUCCCGUCCCGUCCGCGGAGUUCAACCUGCGCGUCAACGGCGCCACCUGCGACGGCAAGUACAACACGUGGCGCUGGUCGGAGGCAGACCGGAAACGUCUCGCCCGCGAAGACGUCGCGGUGAAUCCGGAGGCGGCGGACCCGCGCGGCAAACGUCUGGAUUAUAUCUUUGUCGGUGAUGGGGGCUCCGCGCUAGGGGAUGAUGCGGACACCCCGCGGUGGAGCGUCGAGUCAGUGCAUCUGGGCAUGACGCAGCGGCAUCCGACGCUGCGGUGUUCGCUGAGCGACCACUUCUCUGUCGAGGCUGUGAUUACACGCACACCGACGAAGGCAGCUGCGGAGUUGGAGAAGGAUGCCCAGCGGCGUGGCGUGCAGACCCUGGGCGCGGAAACCUACGAUCGCAUCCUCGAGAUGAUCGCCACGUAUGUCGUGCGUGAACGGACCCAGCGGCGCUGGCGACUCGCGCACUUCGUGGCGUCGGUGCUGGUGUCCAUUGGGUGCUUUGUCGGGGUGUGGUGGACGGGAAACAACCUCGCGUAUGUGGCGUUCAUCUUGGUCCUGGUGAGCACGCUGAGUUUCGGGGCGGGGAUCCUGGACGGCUUGAUCGGGGGGUUGUUCGUGUCGAGUGAGUUGAGGGCGUUGAAGGAGUUUGAGUGGGAGGUGCGGAACGCGCGAGCGUUGGCUGUUGCUGCUGGGGUGGGAGAGGGGGAGAGGCUGGAGUGAGUUGCCUUCUUAUCAAUUCUCGAUCGGAAGAUAGCAUUCUGUGAUCGCGCAAAACAACUCGUCCCUAGUAUAAGCGAAAG